GCGGUAUUCCUGCCUCUCCAGGGAACGCUUUCCGGCGAUGUUUGUCCCACUAGGCAGCCCGUCGCGUCACGUGGCUUCACCUGGGCUGAGGUGAGGGCGGGGCCCUCGACGCCGUUUACCUGGCUGGGCAGAAACUUGUGAAAUGGAUGAAGUAUCUGUUUAGAGUCUCCGUUAAUCUCAAAGAAGGCAGAGUGAAAGGAGUCCAAAGGCUGGCGAGUCAUGCUUGGAAAGAGACAAGGGCAUUGUGAAAGCCUAACCGACUACCACCGGCCUGCUCCAGAUGUUGCUGUCUCCCAGAAGAUCCACUCCCCUAGGGCCAUCAACAUUAGCCUGGAGGCGUUCAAUGGCUCCAGCCCUGACCUCAAGCAGUCUCGCAAAGCCAUGCGGGAUCGGAGGUCGUGCAAAGCUGAUCCCAAAGAUUCCAAUGGCAGAGAGGGAGAAACAGCAACCUUUAUCUCUGGCCCUGCAGAGACCCCUCACACCAUGUGCUGCCCCACUCUGUCCCAGGCCUGGAAUGCUUACAAAGCAGUCUUCUGCUGCAUUGUGACUUGUGGGGGCUGUUUCAGGGACUGCAGAGGCAGCAUCUCAUACCCAUAUAACGAGUCACUGACAGAGGACACCAAGAACCGGGAGUGCAACGGGCAUUUGUCAAACAGUCCAGAGAACAGCUCCCGCCCUGAAAAUGAUGGGAAGAAAACCAAAAAAAUCCCAGUGGGUAGCAGUUUCAGCUACCCAGAUGUGAAACUGAAAGGGAUCCCAGUCUAUCCAAACCGGAGCCCUAGCUCGUACACAGACACGGAUUCCUGUUGCAAGGAACCUCUGUCAGAAAAGAGCCCUUGGGCCAGUGUAGAGAAGCAGAACCCUCCCAGCAGCCAGCGAAACUCCGAGGAACAUUAUUCCUUCCAUGAGUCGGAUCUCGAGUUUGGUGAGCUGAACAGUUCCAUGUCAAGUCGAGACAUUGACGUCCUGAUCUUCAAGAAACUAACUGAGCUCUUCAGCGUCCACCAGAUUGAUGAGCUGGCCAAGUGUACAUCAGACACGGUUUUCCUGGAGAAGACCAACAAGAUCUCAGACCUCAUCAGCAGCAUCACUCAGGACUAUCACUUGGAUGAGCAGGAUGCUGAAUGUAGACUGGUCCGGGGGAUCAUUCGCAUCAGCACACGCAAGAGCAGGGUCCGCCCUCGUGUCUCUGUCCCCGCCCUUCCAUGUCCGGAGGAGAACAGCAACCGGGGCAACCCACCUGACAGUGGCAACGAGACCAUGUUGGCUUCUGUACUCACCAGUGAAGAAGAUUUGUCUGUUCAGAUAUCUAAAGAAACCACAGCAGAUGUGAAAGCCAGGAACAUGAGGUGUGGGGCAUAUAGUCAUGCAGGAUCUCCACUGAGCAGAGGCUCUUCUUACCAAGAGACAGAGACUGAUUCAUCUGGAGCCCCUCUACUGAAAGUAUAUUGCUGAGAAGUCUAAUUAUGGGGUGUGCAGGAGCCAAUGAGGCCGUUGCGCAAGUUCCUGUUUUGUAAACGAUGAGUAUGAUGCCACUUGAUUUUGUCUGUACAGUCUUACAUUUUAACUUGAGAUUUAAAAGACCCUGAAAGAGAGGUGGCAAAGAUGUACUCUAAAAGCGAAACAGCAAAAAAUAGACACUGGUCCACAGCAGGAAUGAGUGGUACCUUUUGGAGAAUGAUGGAUUCUUUUGCAGUCUUUCAAGUUUGAUUCUGCUGUAAACUUGCUUUCGGAUAAUCACUUCGUGCCUUAUUUUCUCUUCCAGUACUCAAAAUAUUAACUGCAAUAUCAUGUAGCAAUGAUUUCCCCCCCAUGUGGCCUUCUAUGGGUUAAUUCCAAAGCCAAAGGACUUGAGAACUCUUGCUUUACAAGAUCUUGUCUUGAAUUGCUUCAACAUGAUGGUGCUUGAUGAUAUUGAAGCCUUGUUCUCACAGCUGCCAUUUCUGUGGAUUCUCAAAGCGCCUUAUCUACUCUUUGGAUAUGCUGCGUCUUGAGAGCAAGGGAUAGCAAGUCAGUCUUCAAGCAAGAUAUAUUCUGGGGCCAUCUUCCAGACGAUUGCAGCUAAUAUAAUCCAAGCCAGUUGGAACCAGCUGCAAAUGAACUUGGCAAGACCUGGCUUUUUGUGGACCAUGAUCUGGUUCUUGUAGAACAUUGCUUCAGUUAACUGCCAGCCAUCAUUCAGAGUUAAAUAUUGCAAUUGCAGUUAGUUCCAUAUUAGUCACUGGGCAGAAUCAGAGUGAUUGGGUUUUGGAUUGCGAUUGACUAUCCUAGGAUGUAGCUUUAACUGCAGCUGCUAGUUCCUCCUUGUUAUCUCUCCCUUCCUCACCAGAGUCUUGGCCAGUAAGAUAAGGAGCUGGUUUAUACCCAAACGAAUCAUAGUUUUCAUUGUAAAUGGCACGUUCCAAAAUGCCUUGGAGAAACUCCCCUGAUAAGGAUUUCUUUUCCUUUUAUGGGAAGGAACAAGGGGUUUUGAAAUAGGUGAGAAGGAAUUUGCUUUAUAUCUAGAAAAACAAAGUGGUUUAAAAUCUAUCCAGUUCUUUUAUCUACUUCUGAAGAACAAUGAGAACUGUAGUUGCAGUGAUCAUCUUAGCUAGCUCAUUAGUUCCCAACAUUAAAAUACCCAGGCUCCUCAGCUGAGAACUAUGUAUACCUGAAGCCAGAUCGUAACUUGUUUUUAAAUUUAUAGUGCAGCUGUGCCAGACAACUCCUGACAGAGGACAUGCCUUUCGUGAAAACUGUGCCUUCAGCUUUGUGCCUCAGAUCAGUUUUGCUUCUGCUUAAAAUAACAGAAGAGACUGAGGUAUAAAAUGAACUGUUCUGCAAUUGGUCUUGGUUUCACCAACCUCCGGAUUUCACCCACCAUCACUGUAUACUUAAAAGUGGUCUGUGGAGCUGAAUCUGUACAUAAAUCUGAUCUUUCCUGGCA
Messenger RNA from Pogona vitticeps (central bearded dragon), 2926 nucleotides. RefSeq names its product keratinocyte differentiation factor 1 (gene KDF1). Lineage: Eukaryota; Metazoa; Chordata; Lepidosauria; Squamata; Agamidae. The record is from RefSeq and is a predicted model, not a curated record. Gene Ontology annotation, biological process: regulation of epidermal cell division; keratinocyte development. Gene Ontology annotation, cellular component: cell junction.